UAGAAUGAUUAGCAUAAUUGUAAACUAGAAUAUUAUGUUUACCUAUUUCAUCAACAUAAUAGAACCAUUUUUUCUAUUUAGAGAUAUUGUAUGGAAUGUCACAUCAUUUUUUCUCGCGCGAACGGACCCUUGUUGGGAUUGUAAUUUUUGUUUUUGCGAUAUACAUCAUGUAUAACACUUCUUGGAGUUCUGGUUUAUCGUUCACAACUUUGCAUGGAGAAUACCCAAAAAAUCCAACAAGGAAAUCGAAAUACCGUCAUCCCUUCUGUGGAAACAUCUUGUAUAACUUGACUAACGGUCGGUGGAUAAAACAGAUUUAUAGUGUCAGUGAAAAUGAGGAGGAAUACAAGAAAUUACUAACACAAGAAAAUAAAUUAGAUUCACAUUUGAGUGAAUUUCGUAUAAAGCGAGGAAUUCAUACGCGUCUUUGGAGAGAUGAUAACAAAUGUGGAUUCAAUAACGUACAGUCUAAGCCAAAAGGAAAUGCGUGGGCAGCUCCAGCUGGAAGUUGGUGCGAUGCAAAAAGUAAGAUACCAUGCUGCAGCGAUAUUAACGAUGGCCAAUGUGGUAUCAUUUGUGACUGCCCUAAUUGCGUCGAUACCAGGAAGAUAUAUCACGCUGAAAUAAGUGAUUGGUUUCCAUUUGAUUCCUCAUGUCGGCGACGAAACUACACAGCAGCACAAGCUUGUGAAGUUGUCAAUCGAUUCUCUCAAAUAUAUUUCCUUGGUGAUUCAUUUGUGAGAAAAAUGGCACGAGGUUUUGUUUUGACCCUAAGGUCCGAUCCAACGUAUGGAUUUUUACUGGAACGCUACGAUGAAAAACUCACAAAAUUAUGUGUAGGUGUUGAUCAAUUUUAUUGGACAGAAUGCAAAGCAGGUGCUGGAAAUAUAUUGGAUAUGCUUGUUGACAAAACAUCUUUCUGCGGAAUACAUACACCAUUUAUCAGUGUAAACGAAUAUUACAAUCACGCAUUUGCAAAUGACUUUUUAAGUUUGGUGAAAAAUUUGGCUGGGAAAGUUGGUUCAGUUUUGCUGGUCGGGCAAGGUGGGCAUGACGGUUGUAACUCCAAAGUGACGAUUAACAAUUUUCUCGGUCCAGCAAUUAAAUACUUGGAAGAUCACUACAGAGAUUCUCAUAAAAAUAAUACUAAAUUUGGAAAAAACUUCAAAGUGGUGAGGCGAUGGCCACAUAUUAUUUUUAUGUAUCCUGACUCCAAUGGGAUACUAAAACCAAAAGCAUAUCAUGCAGCAAACGGUAAUAUCGUUUGUAAACAAUUUUCCAAGGAAAUGAAAGUGUAUUGCGAUGCUCAUAAUAUUCCUGUACUCGAUUUUUACAGUCUUACAUCAGGAGUUCAUAGUUAUGAUGGAGCACAUCACGGUCUAGGAGCAAAUAUUAUGAAAGUACAACUUUUACUCAAUUACCUUGAUUAUAUUUUUUAGGUUUACCAGUAAAGAGUGUUUUUUUUCAAAUUAUAAUGAUUGAUCACUAUAGUACUUACAUAUGUAUGUGCUAUUUAUAAGAAAUUAUAAGAAUUAUUCGCAACAAGAAAAGACUUGAAAUUAAAAACUCAAUUUAAACAACAUUGAAUGAAAUAAAGGAAUGUGAAUAGAAUCUAUCUUUACGCAAUGCAUUUUAGUUGCUCUGUCUUCUAUUCAUUACUAGAGUAAAUCUUUCCUUUUUCUCCAAAUUUUUAAGAAUAUUUUUUAAUCAUGCUAAAAUUAUUUACUAAAUUUGAAAUGUCUGUAGAGAGAUUGUGUUUAAAAUAUUAUCACUAUUUUGGAGAUAACCAUUCAUAAAGAUUUAAAAAAUCUGAGAAUUUUUAAACAGUUAUACAAUGUUCAAUAAAUUUUGUUUAAAUUAUCACAAAAUUAAAUCGUUUGAAUAUUGAACUGAAAUAGAAA
Messenger RNA from Styela clava, 1901 nucleotides. RefSeq lists its product as uncharacterized. The record is from RefSeq and is a predicted model, not a curated record. NCBI's taxonomy places the organism in Eukaryota, Metazoa, Chordata, Ascidiacea, Stolidobranchia, Styelidae.